GCCGGGCUGCUGGCCCUGCAGGAGCCACGAGCCAGCCUCGGGGGGCUUUCCAGGGCUGGCAUCUCCCUACUCCUCCUCGCCGGGAAUCGCCGGAGCCCCGCGCCCGCCAGACAAACCCCCGGUGAGGAAGGAGCAGGAAGGGCAGCAGGAGGGCGAGAUGCCGGCGCCGUCCAACACCACGGCCCUGGAGCUGCUCCUCUCCAAGCUGCUCCAGGACUACCUGGAGCGGGGCAACAGCUCUGCCCCCGCCCCGGUGAGGGGUGUUGGCAGCAGCCUGGAGAUCCUCUACGUGCUGCUCAUGAUGGGGCUCUUCGGCUUCUUCACCGUGGGGGUGCUGGUGACCAACCUGCGCUCGCGCGGCCCCGCCGGCGCCCCCGACCCCUUCGACACCUACAUCGCCUCGGACCUGUGGAGCAGGAAGGACAGGGAGCUCCUCCAGGCCAAGGUGCUGGAGAGCUACAAGCUGUGCUGCGUCCUGGAGAACCGGCUGGCCCCGGAGCGGCCGGCGGCGCAGAUCCCCGAGGAGAAGCGUUCCUAAGGGUUGGAAGGGACGACGGGA
Corapipo altera (White-ruffed manakin) is the source of this 559-nucleotide messenger RNA. RefSeq names its product potassium voltage-gated channel subfamily E regulatory subunit 1 (gene KCNE1). The record is from RefSeq and is a predicted model, not a curated record. The coding region runs from base 158 to 538 and encodes 126 amino acids. Gene Ontology annotation, biological process: membrane repolarization during action potential; potassium ion export across plasma membrane; regulation of heart rate by cardiac conduction. Gene Ontology annotation, molecular function: delayed rectifier potassium channel activity; transmembrane transporter binding; potassium channel regulator activity. Gene Ontology annotation, cellular component: membrane. Lineage: Eukaryota; Metazoa; Chordata; Aves; Passeriformes; Pipridae. The transcript is spliced from 2 exons.